Spirometra erinaceieuropaei is the source of this 423-nucleotide messenger RNA. Lineage: Eukaryota; Metazoa; Platyhelminthes; Cestoda; Diphyllobothriidea; Diphyllobothriidae. The record is from the annotation of a GenBank genome assembly.
AUGCGCCAACAACCCGGCAACGUAAAUUCCAUCUCCCACUCUUACCCCUGCCGCAAACCUCGCAACGACCACGGUUCCUGCGUCGAUCACAGCGGCCAGUGCCGCCAGCACUACAUCUCGCAUCCCCCACCCCCCGAGGUGACGAAAUACGACGUCCCAUCAUCUGCUGUCAUGAUCACCAGCACUCCCACCUCCAGUGGUGUGGACUCGAUCCAAAUGUCUCCUCAUUGCGAUCACACAUUCACCUCGCACAUCAGCCUGAUCGGUCAACUGCGAAUCCGUCGCACGGAGACUGGUGAACCAGUGCCUGGAGCACCAACAUACCCCAGACGCAUUCACCUCACCUUUCCGCACUGUCCUUGCACAUCCAGCUACCGUACAAGCCUACUAGGCUACAUGCACAUCUGUGGAAACCUGGGUUAG